Messenger RNA from Manis javanica (Malayan pangolin), 1257 nucleotides. The record is from RefSeq and is a predicted model, not a curated record. NCBI's taxonomy places the organism in Eukaryota, Metazoa, Chordata, Mammalia, Pholidota, Manidae.
AUGGUUUCUGCAGUCUGUGUACCCAGUCGGGUUCUGCUGCAGCUCCACCCUCCUGGGCGUUUGCCCUUUACCCGCUCCCAACCCUCCCAACAGUGGGACCCCUUGCCCAUGGAGGAGAUGAAGUACCUGGAGCUCUACCUGGACCAGUGCGCCCACCAGGAUGAUCUCGCCCCGCCCCCACCUGGGUCACCCCUGCUCAGCCUAGUUGGGCCUGACAAUGUGUACAAACCAAAUUCAUCCAAUCCAGAGACUGUGUUUAAUUCACAUCUUGAAGAAGUCAAAGAGACAUCUGGCAGUUUCUCAUCUGUGGAAGUCUGUAGCUUCCUACCAGAUGAACUUACCCAAGAAAAUAAAGACCAGGCUGUCAUUAGAAGCAAGCGUGAAAUUGAAGAAAAUUGUAAAAUUCAAAAUCAGCAAAGUAGAUUGCGGUUACCCAGCAAACAGGAUAUUGGCCUGGGCUUAUUAAACAGCAGCAGUUUGUCAAAUUGCUGUUCACACCUGCGCCCUACCAAUGGUAACUCAGUCCAGCUCUCUCCUGAGAAACCAAGCUCUUUGCCUCUGGCAUCCAUAACUCCCAUGAUACCAAUGACCCCUGUUUCCGAAUGUUCUGGAAUUGUGCCUCAACUACAGAAUAUAGUUUCCACUGUAAAUCUGGCCUGUAAAUUAGAUCUGAAGAAAAUAGCUUUGCAUGCAAAAAAUGCAGAAUAUAACCCAAAGAGGUUUGCUGCUGUCAUAAUGAGGAUCCGAGAGCCCAGGACAACAGCCCUCAUAUUUAGCUCUGGGAAGAUGGUCUGCACAGGAGCCAAGAGUGAAGACCAGUCUCGACUUGCAGCCCGAAAGUAUGCUCGUGUGGUGCAGAAGCUCGGAUUCCCUGCCAGAGUCCUUGAUUUUAAAAUUCAGAACAUGGUUGGAAGCUGUGAUGUGAGAUUUCCAAUCAGGCUGGAAGGUUUGGUGCUAACUCAUCAGCAGUUCAGUAGUUAUGAACCUGAACUGUUUCCUGGCCUUAUUUAUAGAAUGGUAAAACCACGAAUUGUAUUGCUUAUCUUUGUAUCUGGAAAAGUUGUGUUGACAGUUUUAGCCAAAUUUAAAAGCAUUCAUAGCGAAUUAAAGAAAUUCCCUUGUUUUGUUCCCGUCCGUUUCCCCAGAAUCCUUAGAGCAUCGUACUACUAUUUCUUGCACAAGUCUGGGGCAUUAACUUAUAGUUUUAGCAUGAUCGAUCGAAUGAUGACAUUUUAUUUGGCUGACUCGCUCCUCUAG